AUGUUGACUUCAUUUAAAAAAGCCAUUAAUCUUUAUACUAGAUAUGGUUUGAAUAGAAUCUCUUAUAAUCAUUAUAGCAAUACAUCAUUUUCAUCAUCACAGACACAUAAUAAUAAUAUUAAAUUCAAUAGUAAGAAUGAUUUAUUUAAGACGAGUAAUAACAAUUCCUAUCAAUUGGUUGUUGGUGUAGAGAUACAUGCACAGAUAAAAUCAAAAGAAAAACUAUUCUCUGAUAUAUAUUAUAAAUACAAAUUACCAGAUAGUUUAAAUGUUGGAAGUUUAGAUGGUUGUAUAGCAAAUAGUAGAGUAUCAUAUGUAGAUGCUGCAUUCCCAGGUACACUGCCUGUACUCAAUGCGAAAUGCGUUGAACAAGCAAUCAAGACAGGUCUAUCGAUUGGUGCAUCCAUCAAUCAACACUCUUAUUUCGAUCGUAAACAUUAUUUCUAUCAAGAUUUACCUCAAGGUUAUCAAAUAACUCAAUAUCAUCAGCCAAUUGUAAAGAAUGGAAGUUUAUUGUUGAAUUUAAAAGAUGGUAGACAACAUAAUAUAAGAAUAUCACAUAUUCAGUUGGAACAAGACAGUGGAAAGUCAAUACAUGAUCAAUCAUCAAACUAUACUCUGGUCGAUUUGAAUCGUGCGGGCAUCGGUCUGAUGGAGAUUGUCAGUGAAGCUGAUUUUAGAUCGUCGGAGCAAGUCGGUCUUUAUGUAAAACAAUUACAACAGUUACUCAGACACAUUGGAACGAGCGAUGCUAAUAUGCAGUUGGGUGAGAUGCGUGCUGAUAUCAAUAUUAGUGUGCGACCCGAAGCUCAAGAGGAAUACGGUACUCGUGUAGAGCUCAAGAAUAUGAUUUCGAUUAAAGCUAUCACCGGUGCAAUUGAUGCCGAAGCGAUGCGACAGAUUGAGAUACUCGAGUCGGGUGGACGUGUCACUCGUGAGACCAGAGGAUACGAUCAAACCACUGGAACAACCUUCCACAUGAGAACCAAGGAGGACGAGGUAGACUAUCGAUUCUUCCCAGAGCCAGAUUUACCACCUCUCAGAAUCGAGCAAUCUACCAUCGACAAGCUGGCGACAGAACUACCAGAGCUACCAGAGCAAAUGUUGGAAAGACUUGUUACACAAUAUAGUAUUCCAAGACAUGAAGCUACUGUUUUGGUAGAGGACAGACGAAUUGUAAAGUACUUUGAAGAUGUUAUUGCAUUUGGCAAAGCAAAAAAUAUAAAUAGACAACCAAAGAAAGUGAUGCCUUGGAUUCUUAAAGAAGUUUUUGAGUGGCUUAAUUCAAGAAAUGAAACGAUCGAUCGUUGUCCACUGGCAGUGCAACAACUAGCAGAGUUGGUAGAUCUCGUCGAUCAAGGUUAUUUGUCAUCGAGAACUGGAAAAGAGAUUAUAGAGAAACUAUUGGAUGAAGAGCAAAACAAAGGUGGUUCAGUCAAAUCUUUGGUUGAUAGCAUGGGACUUUCACAGAUCUCUGAUGACUCUACACUAGAACAACUAUGUAAAUCAAUUGUCGAGUCUAACCCAAAGGAAGUUGCGGAUUACAAAUCUGGUAAACAAAGAGUAUUCAAAUUCUUUGUUGGUGAGAUCAUGAAACAAACCAAAGGUAGAUCAAACCCAGAAAAAGUAAAUCAAUAUUUAAAGAAUUAUUUAGAUAAAUAA
This is a messenger RNA of Heterostelium album PN500, 1662 nucleotides long. It is a transcript of the gene gatB, whose product is annotated as Asp-tRNA(Asn)/Glu-tRNA(Gln) amidotransferase subunit GatB. The transcript has 3 exons. Gene Ontology annotation, molecular function: glutaminyl-tRNA synthase (glutamine-hydrolyzing) activity. Gene Ontology annotation, biological process: glutaminyl-tRNAGln biosynthesis via transamidation; mitochondrial translation. The record is from RefSeq and is a predicted model, not a curated record. Bases 1 to 1662 code for a protein of 553 amino acids. Lineage: Eukaryota; Evosea; Eumycetozoa; Acytosteliales; Acytosteliaceae.